GGAGAGGAGGGAGAGACGCAGGGAGUCGGGAGCUGUUCUCACACAGGGAGGUUAUUUUAAAGAACACACAUCCCCUUAAAAGGUUGCAAAAGUAGCAAAACUAUUACAUUGUUUCUGAAAAAAGGGAAACAUUACAGCUACAUUUCUCUAAACGCUGUGUGAAAAAAAGGAGCCAUGAAACUGAAGCUACCGAACCCCGGACUGGAGGACAGAAUCCCUUCUCAUGAGGACCUGGAGAGGAUGGAGCGGGAGGAGGCUGGGGACAGACCCAAGUGGGACAACAAAGCCCAGUAUCUGCUCACCUGUGUGGGCUUCUGUGUGGGACUGGGCAACGUCUGGAGGUUCCCGUACCUGUGUCAGAGCCAUGGUGGAGGAGCGUUUAUGAUUCCAUUUCUCAUCCUGUUGGUUCUGGAGGGAAUCCCACUGCUGCACUUAGAGUUUGCCAUCGGUCAGCGGCUGAGGAAGGGCAGCUCGGGCGUAUGGAGGUCGAUCAACCCCUACCUGACCGGAGUCGGCAUCGCCUCCUUGUUUGUGUCAUUUUUGGUGGGUUUGUACUACAACACCAUCAUGGCAUGGAUCAUGUGGUAUCUCUUCAACUCCUUCCAAGAUCCUCUGCCCUGGAGCCAGUGUCCUCUCAAUGCUAACAAAACCGGAUUGGUGGAAGAGUGCGCACGUAGCUCCACCGUUGACUACUUCUGGUACAGAGAAACUCUAAAUACGUCAGAAGCUAUCGAUGACUCUGGAGGUCUGCAGUGGUGGAUGGUUAUGUCGCUCGUAGCUGCCUGGACAUUGCUUUACGUCUGCUGCAUCCGGGGCAUUGAGACAAGUGGCAAAGCUGUGUACAUCACCUCCACUCUGCCGUAUGUCGUCCUCACUAUCUUCCUCAUCAGGGGACUGACUCUCAAAGGCUCCACGGAAGGAAUCAAGUUCCUCUUCACUCCAGAUGUAGAUGAAUUAAUGAAUCCAUCAACCUGGUUGGAUGCGGGGGCUCAGGUUUUCUACUCCUUCUCCUUGGCGUUUGGGGGUCUCAUCUCUUUUUCCAGUUACAACUCUGUUCACAACAACUGUGAACAGGAUGCUGUUAUCAUCUCCAUCAUCAAUGGCUGCACCUCUGUCUACUCUGCAACAGUCAUCUAUUCGAUUAUUGGCUUCAGAGCUACGCAGAACUUUGACGACUGCAUGGGAGAUAAUAUCUUGAAGUUAAUGAAUGCUUUUAACUACCCUGAAAACAACAUCACCCAAAGUAACUACGACCAAGUUCUCAGCCAUCUGAACCAAACAAGCCCAGAUAUUAUCCAAGGACUGAAUUUACGGACCUGUGACAUGCAGUUUUUCUUGAGUCAGGGUGUUGAGGGAACAGGCUUGGCCUUCAUCGUGUUCACGGAAGCCAUCAUCAAGAUGCCAGUUUCUCCUCUCUGGGCCGUCCUCUUCUUCAUCAUGCUCUUCUGUCUCGGCCUCUCAACCAUGUUUGGGAAUAUUGAGGGAGUUGUGGUUCCUUUGCAGGAUCUUGGAGUGCUGCCCAGGAAAUGGCCCAAAGAAGUCUUUACUGGUCUCACGUGCUUAAUUUCUCUUGCUCUUGGACUCAUAUUUGCGUUACGCUCUGGAAACUACUGGCUAGCUCUUUUUGACAACUUUGCAGGCUCUAUCCCCCUUCUUGUCAUUGGAUUCUGUGAAAUGAUAUCAGUUAUAUACAUCUAUGGUGUAGACAGGUUUAACAAGGACAUUGAGUUUAUGAUUGGCCACAAACCCAACAUCUUCUGGCAGGCGACAUGGAGAGUGAUCAGCCCGCUCAUCAUGAUCUUCAUCUUAAUUUUCUACUUUGUAACACAAGUCACGAAGAACUUCACCUAUCUGGUCUGGGACCAGGAGUCGGAAAUGUUUCCCACACUGGAUGAGCGCUCGUACCCCCCCUGGAUCUACGUUAUUAUCUUCAUCCUGGCUGGAAUUCCCAGUUUAACUAUCCCCCUGUUUGCCCUCUUCAAGUUCCUAAAAAACACAUGUUGCAAGAAAGACAAGUUCAGGAAGAAUUCAGUGGACACGAUCUCGGCCAAAAUACAAAUGAACGAAAAAAUAAAGUACUAAACAGACUUAGUAAGAUUAUGCAAUGCGACUGGACUUAUUAUAAUUUAAGCUUUUUUGUUUGCUGUGCAAUGAUAAAAAAAAAGAACUCCAGUAGCCAAUGGUUUUUUACCUUUGAAAGGCAGAAGUCAGUUUGGGGUGUUUUAUGUGAACAUUUCUGAAAGACAGAACAAUCAAACACCUAUGGUAUCGUGACAACAAUUUAUCUGUUAUAGUUCGCUCCUUUAAUGGCCUCAGUUUGGACAAAUAUAAUUUUGACUGGACUGACAAGCUAGAGCGAGAGUUAACAACAUAUAAAGUGGAUUAUGGCUGUCAUAUAACUACAGUCUAAAAGAUUUCAUGGCAUUUGUGCAAACUCUCACAAAUUUAUAGACAACCACCUGUUUUGACUUACAUGGCCAUUUAUGUAGGUUUCUAUGGGUAUUUGUUGGCACGAAUAGUAAAAGCAGCAGCUAGUUGGAGCACCUCUGGUGCAGCCGAGGCUGGAAUAUUACCAUUUUUGUGCUAGAAUAACCAAACAGACAGCAGUGUAAAGAUGAAAUAAUAAAGUUUUUGACAGUGUUAGACAGUAUAAGUAUUCUUUUAUUUAUCUGACAUUAAACUAUUACAACACUG
Molecule: messenger RNA, 2694 nt
Organism: Austrofundulus limnaeus
Lineage: Eukaryota; Metazoa; Chordata; Actinopteri; Cyprinodontiformes; Rivulidae
Product: sodium-dependent neutral amino acid transporter B(0)AT1
Exons: 12
Coding region: 175-2082 (635 amino acids)
Biological process (GO): nitrogen compound transport; neutral amino acid transport; sodium ion transmembrane transport
Cellular component (GO): brush border membrane; plasma membrane; apical plasma membrane
Molecular function (GO): neutral L-amino acid transmembrane transporter activity
Source: RefSeq, a predicted model, not a curated record